AUGCCGGCGGCCGCCAUUUUGUUGUUCCCCACGGUUUCUGUUUCUGCAAAGCAUUCUGGUUGUCAAAAUAAUGUUGACAAUUUCAAAUCGCAUUUUCGUCAGUCCUUUAAGAGACUAUCUGAUGCGUACGUGUGUCUUGACUUGACCCUGGCGAGCACUCGCGCAGGAAGAGCUGGUCCGUUUCCGUACCUGCUGAUGCUGAUCAACUACAUAUUCAUAGAAAUCAUGGCCAUCCCGAAAACCCUCCUUAGAAGAAACCUGAAACUCAUCAAGAUGUCGUCGAAGGCGGAAAUUCAGACUUCUGCAGAUUUCGACUCGCUCGUCUUCGGCGGAAAGGUAGUCCUUUCCCGAGAUCUUCAAGGUCCACUCGAGCAGCUGAUGGAAAGACUGGACUUGGAAGAUGAAGCCAACUCCAUCGCGCUCAAGAUUAAGAUCAAUGGCAAAAUGAUUGUCGCAGGCAUGGGUGGAUACAUGACAGACCAGGCUCCAGAGGACACUCUGCUGGUCCCCGAUUGGUUCUUCGAGAGCCUGGAUGUCCUGCCAGACGCUCAGGCGGAUGUCUUUCUUCUGCCUUCGAAGCCGAAGGAGGCAGUGAACUUGUUUUUCAGCAGUAAUUUCCCCCGCGAAGAUUACUUGCUUCAAUUGCUGAAGGAGCGCCUGGCCAGCCUCGUCUACAUAAGUAUUGGGGAUAAGAUUCCCUUUGACUUCCAAGGAAGGGAUGCCUUUGCCACGCUUGAACACUCAUAUCCUAUUAGGAAAUCCCUAACUAUUGCAAAGGGUGUCAACAACCAGGUCAAUGGGGACAUUAUCAUCGAUUAGACUUGAGUUUUCCUUUUCUUGAUAGUUAAAUUAUUUUGCCUUAUUUCAGUUAAAUUAAAGUAAAUACACCUAAAGAUACAGUUUACACUUUUAAGUACUCUCCAGCUUGCAAGGGUAAGAUGACUUGCACCAAAAGAGUGGGAAGUGGGAAGACAAAACAUCAGGCACUUUCAAUUUAUCACUAGUGACUUUUUUAACUGGGUGAAAUAGUGUAGGAUAAAUUUGUGUUCUCCAAAGCUAAACUUCUACUUAUGAUGAUAUGUGUUCAAGUACAUUGACUUGAAUUGAUACUUGAAAACUAGUGAGCACUAGAAUGUGCUAAUUUAAGUUAAAUAUGCCCUUAUAUGUUUCCAUUGGCUUAUCUUUAUUUGCACUAAUUAAUAAUUUAUGUGCUAUGUAAGCAACUUAAGCUUGAUUUAAAUGAGAAUAUGGUCUGAAUCUCCCAUAACCCCAAAGAUUAUUUUUUAACGCAUUGCCGAUCUUUGAUCUUUAAUGCUGCCCUCAGUACAAUUUAGCAAAGUUUCUUGUAAAGAGAUAGCGAGUAAUAUUAACGUGAGAAAAGUUUCUCAUCAUACUGCAGUUAUUGAACUGGUGUGUUUUCCUUUUUGCAGCUCAUACAUAAUCUGUAAAUUCUGUUAUUUUUUAUUUAACAGUAGAUGUGUGUAGAUAAGCGCUCUUUAAUGACAUUAUAUUUUAAAAUUAACCAAAAUUAACUGGAAGUGGGUGUGUAUGUGCAUUGAUUCUUUCUGUGUUCUGUAAAUUUAUAAGAUGUUGGAAAGAGAAUAAAAAACUUUAAAAGCAUAA
This is a messenger RNA of Neocloeon triangulifer, 1623 nucleotides long. RefSeq lists its product as uncharacterized. Bases 1 to 819 code for a protein of 272 amino acids. Lineage: Eukaryota; Metazoa; Arthropoda; Insecta; Ephemeroptera; Baetidae. The transcript is spliced from 3 exons. The record is from RefSeq and is a predicted model, not a curated record.